Messenger RNA from Exophiala oligosperma, 1914 nucleotides. RefSeq lists its product as uncharacterized. The transcript has 2 exons. Lineage: Eukaryota; Fungi; Ascomycota; Eurotiomycetes; Chaetothyriales; Herpotrichiellaceae. The record is from RefSeq and is a predicted model, not a curated record. Gene Ontology annotation, cellular component: endoplasmic reticulum membrane. Gene Ontology annotation, biological process: triglyceride biosynthetic process. Bases 219 to 1748 code for a protein of 509 amino acids. Gene Ontology annotation, molecular function: diacylglycerol O-acyltransferase activity.
AAACGAUCUCUUUUUCCCACACAAGUCAUCCUUGUACCUUGCUGGCAAGAGACUUGGCAUUUUCCCAAUGUCAGCCUGGUAAAUUCUCAAUCUUGUUAUAUGCUGCGGCGCGGCGAUUCCGAUUUUGCCUGACCAAGUCUCUCUUCGUAAGCGAGCUCAGUCCAGUCCAUAUACCUACCUACACAGCAGACUCCUCUGUCUUGCUUACACCCGACAAGAUGGUCACCACAACGACCUCGUGUUCUGUCGACAACAACGACGGCCCUGGUGGCUUAGCUUUUUCCGAACCUUCCAAACCUCAAGAUCGUGCUGCGCGUGAUCUUCCUCCAAAAUCCUACGCGCAAGCUCUCGACGCCGAAAACAAUGACACUCCAAAGUUCGGAGGCAAGGAGGAGGUGGAUAAUGGCUCUGCUGUCAAUGGGAAUGGCACUCGUCGACAGGUCAAUGGCCACACAUCGUCGGAGGUGAAGAAAAAAGUAGAUGACGAAAAAGUCCUCUACCAGGAGCACAAGGGACAGAAUGGAGAGAGCUCGUUGACGAGCAUCAAGCCGAGCGAAGAGUAUGAGAAGAGUCUGCGCCACAGUGUGAAGACGGCGCCCCAGAAAGAAGUCGGACCUGGCAAGGUAAAGAAGCGACAGGACACGACCAGUACGAGUACACAUCCAGCAGCAAAUCUCGCCAGUGGACGGCAAGCUGGGGCUGGAUGGCAGACUUCUGCGAUACGCUGGGCUCCUCUCAAUGUCCCCUUGCAACGACGUCUUCAAACCCUCGCAGUGCUGUGGCAUACCACGACCAUUCCUAUAUUCCUGUCCCUCUUUUUCCUCCUCUGCGCCAUUCCAUUGACCUGGCCUCUCUUGAUCCCCUACCUCCUCUACAUUGUGUUGAUCAGCGAAGAGGCUACGAAUGGGACACUCUCACGACGGUCGAGUUGGCUGAGACGAAGCAAGUUCUGGUCCGCUUUUGCUAGUUACUUUCCUGCCAGGUUGCACAGGACGGUGGAACUGGAACCCACGAGGAAGUACAUAUUCGGGUACCACCCGCAUGGGAUCAUAUCACAUGGAGCGUUUGCCGCGUUCGCGACAGAGGCGUUGGGGUUUGGGGACCUGUUCCCCGGCAUCACGAACACGUUGUUGACGUUGGACACCAACUUUCGAGUCCCCCUGUACAGAGAGUACGCUCUUGCUAUGGGCCUGGCCAGCGUAAGCAGGGAGAGCAUUGAGAAUUUGCUGAGCAAAGGCGGCCACAACGGUGAAGGCAUGGGUCGUGCCGUGACGAUUGUGAUCGGUGGUGCCAGGGAGAGUCUAGACGCGAAGCCUCAUUCUCUCCGGCUGGUUUUGAAGAGUCGAAAGGGAUUUGUGAAGCUGGCGAUCAGGACGGGCGCAGACCUCGUCCCUGUGUUGGCGUUUGGGGAAAACGAACUAUACGAACAAGUGGACAGCGUAGAGCAUCCGUGGAUCCACAAGAUGCAGAUGGUGAUCAAAAAGGCAAUGGGAUUCACCGUACCUUUGUUUCAUGCCAGGGGGAUUUUCAACUACGAUGUCGGUCUCUUGCCGUAUCGGCGCAACGUCAAUGUGGUUGUGGGCAGACCCAUCAAGGUCGUGCAACAAGGUGGUCGGGAUGGGAAGGUAGAUGAAGCUUACCUUGAUCAGAUGCAUCAGCAGUACACGGACGAAUUGCUGUGGCUGUGGAAUGAAUAUAAAGAUACGUUUGCCAGGGAGAGAAAGGGUGAGUUGGAGAUCGUGGAAUAAGAAAUAAGAAUGACGAGCCGGGUUCGAACAUGGACAGGGUGUGUAUUAUUUGUAUAGUAUUUUAUCGGGUGGGAAGGAUCAGGUAGCAACCAUUAUGAUAAUUGAAGCAGGUCUACAGUCCACGAUCGGUGCUUGGAAGAGGCAAAUGACCUCAGCUCACCUAAUA